AAGACCUAAUCGCCCAUUCCUCGACCUCGGCCACGACUCCUUCCCGACUCUCACCGCCUCCCCCUCUGUUCCGAACAAGACCCACAGAGGGGUUUGUCGAGCGCUUGCGAGGAAACCCACAAGCCCGGAUCCUUCACCACACACCCGUAAAUCGCCUGAACACGCUUUUGCCAUGCCUGCUCGAACUAUCAAUCCGUUCGCGACCAAUACCUCUACUCCCUCUCUCGAUGCCAUGAACGAGAAGAGGGACCAGCCGCGACGAACCUCUUUCAAAGGCAACAAACUCACAUCUCUCUUCGGGGGAUCGCCCAAAGCAAGGAACGACUGGCAGGCGGCAAUUGUCGCUCAGCAGCAGGCCCUCCUCAACUCUCCAUCCCCCCAGCAAAUCAACUCCUCCACCCUGUCGUUACCGACCAUCAACCUCACAACCGCAACCGGGGAGAAGAUGCCGUCUGAGCCGAAGACCCUCUUCCAGCCUCCGUCUCCAGAGGAAGCUCGGCGGCUUGCAAGGGCACACGCGCAGUUUGGGCCAUUGGGAUCGCAAAGCCACAGGUACACCAGCAAGUUUGAGGGAGGCGAGUUCGCAGAGCCAGUCGAAGAUGAGCCGCCGUAUUACUUUUUGUUCACUACAUACAUCAGCUACCUAAUCCUAAUAGUAUUUGGACAUGUGCGGGAUUUCUUCGGCAAGAGGUUUAGACGGGCGCAUUAUAGUCAUCUGAAAGAGCGGGGUGGAUAUGCUCCGUUGAACAGCGAUUUCGACAACUUCUACACCCGCAGAUUGAAGAUGAGGAUCAACGACUGCUUCUCUCGACCAACCACUGGUGUUCCGGGUCGUUUCAUCACGCUUCUGGACCGCAAGUCGGACGAUGGAAACAACACAUUUAAGCUGCUUGGAACUACUACCGAGACGCUGAACAUGAGCUCAUACAAUUACCUCGGGUUUGCUCAAUCAGAAGGUCCUUGUGCCGAUGCAACCGAGAACACCAUUAAAAAGUACGGAAUUACUAUGGCUAGUCCGCGGUCGGAUGCUGGUACAUCUGAUCUUACGCUUGAAGUCGAGGACCUGAUUGCCAAAUUCGUUGGCAAGCCUGCUUCGAUGGUCUUUUCCAUGGGUUUCGUUACCAACGCGACUUCAUUCCCCACUCUGGUUGGAAAGGGUUGCUUGAUGAUCUCUGAUGAGCUCAACCACUCCUCCAUCCGCUUUGGAGCACGUCUGUCCGGUGCCGUUGUUACCAUGUUCAAGCACAACGACAUGAAAGAUCUAGAGCGCGUUCUCCGCGAACAGAUUUCACAAGGUCAACCACGAACACAUCGCCCGUGGAAGAAGAUUCUCGUUGCCGUCGAAGGACUGUACUCGAUGGAGGGCACUAUGUGCAAUCUACCAGCCCUGGUUCAAAUGAAGAAGAAGUACAAAUACCACCUCUUCGUUGACGAGGCCCACUCAAUCGGUGCUCUCGGGCCCCAAGGUCGCGGCGUCUGUGAUUACUUCGGUAUCGACCCCGCCGAAGUCGACAUACUCAUGGGCACGCUUACGAAAUCCUUCGGCGCAAACGGCGGAUACAUUGCCGCCGAAAAAUCCAUCAUCGACAAGCUCAGAACACAGAACGCUGCCAUGCUGUUCGCAGAGUCCCCCUCACCUCCUGUCCUCACGCAAAUCGCAUCCUCCCUUCGGAUUAUCGCCGGAGAUCUCGUGCCCGGGCAAGGCGAAGAGCGCCUCCAGCGUCUUGCUUUCAAUUCCCGCUAUCUACGACUGGGGUUGAAGAGACUAGGCUUCAUUGUCUACGGCCACGACGACUCCCCCAUCAUCCCAGUCAUGCUGUACAACCCCGCUAAAAUGCCAGCCUUCUCCCACGAAAUGCUACGACGUAAGAUCUCGGUUGUUGUUGUUGGAUAUCCCGCCACCCCUCUCGUGUCAUCGCGCGCGCGCUUUUGUGUCUCUGCAGCGCACACGAAAGAAGAUCUAGAUCGUAUGCUUGCGGCGUGCGAUGAGAUUGGUGAUCUGCUUCAACUAAAGUUCAGUUCGGGGGUUGCGGGUGGAGCAGAGCCGGAGGAAUGGAUUAGAGAAGAGAAGGCGGAGAUGAAGGUUAGACAGCCGAGGUGGAGGCUGGAAGAUGUGCUGAAGAGGGGGACUGAGGAUGUCAAGGUUCCUCUGAGGUAACAAGUUGCCUGAAACAGGCUGGGCUGGGUCGGGCCGGGCGGGGACGGAUGGGAUGGCACGUGAUAGGGCGUCUGGUCAGCAGGGCGCAGGGCGUUCGUGG
Molecule: messenger RNA, 2258 nt
Organism: Lindgomyces ingoldianus
Lineage: Eukaryota; Fungi; Ascomycota; Dothideomycetes; Pleosporales; Lindgomycetaceae
Product: serine palmitoyltransferas-like protein 2
Exons: 2
Coding region: 173-2158 (661 amino acids)
Biological process (GO): sphingosine biosynthetic process; ceramide biosynthetic process
Cellular component (GO): serine palmitoyltransferase complex
Molecular function (GO): pyridoxal phosphate binding; serine C-palmitoyltransferase activity
Source: RefSeq, a predicted model, not a curated record